AUGCAAUCGCACCCACUCCAACACCACGUAUCCCAACGUUUCAAGUACCGUCAACAAUUCGUGUUUGACCAUGAAGAGGACCUGUCCAUCACCCCCCAUGAAAAUCCCAUCUCGUUGCACUUUGGUUGCCCUCAUGAUGGGUUCUUCCCAGUCGAUUCCAUCUCUCUAAACGUCGUCAAUGAACCUUUCCAAACCUACAGGGAUCCCCAAUCGGAAAUGUGCCAAGUCACUAUCCCUAGAGCCAGGAGCCAUCCUGACCAGGUUGACAUUGCUGAAGCCUUUCAAUACGGUGGUGAUUAUGGGAUGGACCAAUUCCAGGCGGUCCUCAAGGAAAUUGUUUCCAAAAGCCAUCUUCCAGGGUUUAAUGACUGGGAUUUUGUGGUGUCCUUUGGCACUGGUGAUGCCGUUUACAAAGUAUUUGAUUUGUUUCUUGAUCCUAACGAUUCGGUACUUGUCGAACAAUACACUUUUGUCCCAACUCUUAGCAGCAUCACUUGCUUUGGCGCCAAUUUAGUGCCUCUAGAAAUGAAUUUCUAUGGAGAUGGUAUCGACCUCGAUUAUCUUACAAACCUUCUUGAGAACUGGGAAGCCCUUCAUCCAGAUAAAAAGUUCCCAAAAUGUUUGUAUACCAUUCCCUCUGGUCAAAAUCCAACUGGUACCACUCAAACCCUUGCUACCAGGGAAAAAAUUUAUGAACUCAGUUGCAAGUACGAUAUUAUUAUUAUUGAAGAUGAUCCAUACGGCUACCUUUCUCUCGCUCCAUACAAUGCGCCAAACCCAUUUGAUUCAACCCUUGACACCAGUACUUAUUUUGAAAAAUAUGUUCCUCAAAGCUACAUAGAAUUAGAUACUCAGGGUAGAGUGGUUCGUCUUGAGAGUUUCUCCAAGGUUUGUUCUCCUGGUCUUCGCUUAGGGAUGAUCAUUACCAACUCUAUGUUCAUUGAAAAAAUCAAGCUCUUCAUCGCCAUUUCAUCAAAACAGCCUUCCGGUGCUUCUGAAGCGAUUUUCUACUCUAUCUACAAACAUUUUGGUGGGUUCGAAGGCUGGUGCCGCUGGCUUAUCAAGUUGUCGCACGAAUACACCGCCAGAAAACAAGCGCUUAUGAGUCAAAUUUCAGCUUCUACUCUUUGCAAAUCAGGGAAGCUUCAUGUUUUGGAGCCAAGUCAUGGAAUGUUCCUUACUAUUGAGUUCAAGUUCAAAUCAGGGACCAAUGUUCCUAAGGCUCUCAAUGAAUUAGAAAAAAUCGGAUUAGAACAAGGCGUUUUGUUUGUCUUGGGAUCGAGAUUGAGUUUUGAGGAUGAAGGAAAGCAAAAGGCAAGCUUUGUUAGAUUGGCACUUAGCCCAGGCAAAGACAUAGAAGAAUUGUCAAUUGCCGGCAAAAGAUUUAUUGAUACUUGCCAAAUUUAUUUCGCAAGGCACGAAAAAGAUCAAUAG
Molecule: messenger RNA, 1434 nt
Organism: Saccharomycopsis crataegensis
Lineage: Eukaryota; Fungi; Ascomycota; Saccharomycetes; Ascoideales; Saccharomycopsidaceae
Gene: ARO9
Product: aromatic-amino-acid:2-oxoglutarate transaminase
Exons: 1
Coding region: 1-1434 (477 amino acids)
Biological process (GO): aromatic amino acid catabolic process; L-tyrosine biosynthetic process
Molecular function (GO): pyridoxal phosphate binding; L-2-aminoadipate:2-oxoglutarate transaminase activity; aromatic-amino-acid:2-oxoglutarate transaminase activity
Source: RefSeq, a predicted model, not a curated record